AUGUCCGCCGAUCCCAAUUCAGUCCUUUCUCAGCAGACACCUGUACACGCACAUGUGUCUGCUGGGACAAUACGCAUCACACCACCAACGCGACAGCACUCGAGAUCUAUGCCCUCGACUCCUUCGCAGAAACCACAUCCCGAUGGAAAUGGACCGCGAUCACCCUCACAGCAUCGCAACCUCAACAACAUUUCGCCAAGGUCUCUACAGUCUGACGCUGCGCAGAUCCCGUAUCGGAAACAAUGCAAAUACGAGACCGGUAUGGCCAGAGCCAGGCGGCGCGUGCCGUAUAAAGAAGGCCCAGACAGGUUGGAGCCGGACCCUAGUGUGAAGAACAGGCGCCUGAGUCUUGCACAAGAGGAGAAGCUGUCAAGGGACAUGCGAGAACUCUACAACGAAUUAAUACCUACGCCCGAGAGCGAACAACGGCGAUCAAAAUUCCUCGCCAAAUUAGAGCGCCUCCUCUCUGAUCGCUGGCCGAACAGUUCGAUCAAAGUCAACGUUUUUGGCUCCACCGGCAAUUGUUUGGGCACAUUGGCCUCUGACGUUGAUGUCUGCAUCACGACCGACAACAAUGAGCUCUCCCAAGUCUGCUCAAUUGCCGAGCUUCUCGCGAGCCAGGGUAUGGAGCGCGUUGUGUGUGUCUCUAGGGCGAAAGUGCCCAUCGUGAAAGUAUGGGACCCUGAGCUUCAGGUUGCAUGCGACUUGAACGUGAACAAUCCGAUUGCGCUUGAAAACACUUCGCUUGUCAGGAGCUACGUCGCAAUUGACGACCGGGUACGGCCGUUAGCCAUGAUCAUCAAGCAUUGGGCAAAGCGACGCAUUCUAAAUGAUGCUGCCCUUGGAUCCACACUAAGCUCGUAUACUUGGAUCUGCUUGACACUGAACUUCUUACAGACACUCAAGACCCCGGUCCUGCCGUCAUUGCAAGCUCAACCGGGACUGCAGCCGCACAUCUUGGAUGGAGUCAACGUCGCUUUUGAGAAGGAUUUGACCAAGUUUGCCGACUUCGGUCGCAAGAAUACAUCGUCGUUGGGCAAGUUGUUGUAUGAGUUCUUCCGAUUCUAUGCUCACGAAUUCGACUUCGAGACCACUGUGGCAUCGGUACGUUUGGGCGGCCACGUUGCCAAGUCGGUUAAGGGUUGGCAUAUGCUCCUCGACAACCGGCUUUGCGUGGAGGAGCCAUUCAACAUCAAUCGGAAUCUAGCAAACACUGCGGAUGAUACUUCGAUGCGAGGGAUCCACAAAGAACUGCGCAGGGCCUUCGACUUGGUGAGCAAUGGCAAGUUGGACGAGUGCUGUGAACAGUUUGCAUACCCUACCGAGGAGGAAGUCAAGCCAUCGAGCGACUUCGUACCACCACAGUCAAGACCCAUCAUAGCACAAGCCCCUCCCGCACAGGUGCCUCGAAGCAACAAAGGCUCUCGCAACCCGAAAAGUACAACGCAUCAGAAAAACAAUCUGGCUUCAAGACGCUCAUCUACUUCAAUCAACAAGCAGCAAAUGCACUUGCGAAACCUGCCUUUCCAGAUGAACCCGCAAGAACUGCAGAAUCAAGCGACGUAUCAGCAACAUCUACUGCACGAUCAGCUGUAUCAACAGUUCCAAAUGCUGCAGAUACAGGAGCAAGAACUUCGAGCUCGCGCAAGUGCAUUGAGUCAACAGAAUCGGCACAUCCUGGCUCAGCAAAGAGGGGUGUAUGGAGUCACAGGCGACGAUUGGGACGGUUCGAUGCCAGCCAAUCUAUACACGAACAAUCGUGGUCCGUUGUCCGCGCCUUUGUACCAAGCGCGGUUCAAUGCGCCAUCCCCAUUUCUGCCACAUCACGUACCGGUCAACGGAAUUGUGACCAACCCGUCUUCUCCGCAUUUGACUUCAGCUAUGCCCGACACUCGCAGGUUUCCGAGAAGGACGUCGGCCGGCCAGUCCUUCGCGACCGGGUCGCUGCGUGCUCAAUCGCAGCCUCCGCGUCCGCUUCCGCCGUUCCUCAGCCUCGACUACGGCAUACGAAAAUGGCUCAUUGCAGAACGGACAUCGAGGCCAACAUCAAGCGGAGGUGCCAAGAAGCCUUCCGAAUAUGUUGGUUACAUCAUUGGACAAUCACCAUCUCUGUACGGGUACCCGCAGAGCGCCUCGAUCUCACCUCUGCCAUCUCAUGCAGGCUUGGCUAUUCACAAUGGCGGGCUGUCACCACGGCUCUACGGACGCUCGACGGGAACGUCGGCCAAUGGCACCACCUCGACCAGUCCCGUGCGUGAAGUGGACCUUGCCACUCCGACGAGGAGUUCGGAACAGACGACCAAGCAAGACAUUGUCCAGGAGACCACUGAAGCUGACACGGCUUAUCGCAGGCAGGGUCCACUCGUUGUGGACGGCACAGUUGUCUCACCACGUCGCCGACAGCGCCGAAGCUCAACACAAGGGGAAGCCGACGAUCCAAUGACAUUCAGCGGCUCAACGUCAGAAGACCUCCCUUUCGAUACGCCAUCGAGCUCGGGAGAUAGUACCCAUGAUGUGGAUGCAUCGGCUGCGGGUACAACACCCACCAAGGUCGAGAAUCAUUUUGUCAACCAGGCACUGCUUGGGAGCGACAGGUCAUCGAGCAUGUUGCAUGCAUACGCGCUGUCCCGGCAUCUGCCCGCAGUCCAAGAAGUCAGAACCCCGUCGCCAUCUUUCGCGGCAUCUCCGCCGCCGAUCACGAACGGGAGUUUCGCUACAAGCGCUGCGACAGUCGUGGAGAAGACAUCACCUCUGGCGCAGCGAGAAUCGACAAACGCUGGACUGGCUAUCAAGCCCAAUGGUCUCAAUGGGAUUAUCGCAAACGGAGCUCAUGCGAUGGUUAGCAAUGCCAGCUCGUGGCAAACGCAGAAGAAGAAGAGUCGAAAGAAGAAGGGACCCGCUAGCAAGUCCGAGAACGAUGCCGUCCAUACGAAUCCGAUAGGAGGUGAGAUCUUGCCAGCGAAUCUAGCUCAGCAAAAAGGAGGCUGA
Cyphellophora attinorum is the source of this 2988-nucleotide messenger RNA. RefSeq names its product Poly(A) RNA polymerase cid13. NCBI's taxonomy places the organism in Eukaryota, Fungi, Ascomycota, Eurotiomycetes, Chaetothyriales, Cyphellophoraceae. Bases 1 to 2988 code for a protein of 995 amino acids. Gene Ontology annotation, biological process: RNA 3'-end processing. Gene Ontology annotation, molecular function: nucleotidyltransferase activity. The transcript has 3 exons. The record is from RefSeq and is a predicted model, not a curated record.